GCAGACGGCGCAAGCGCCCGGUGCACGUCUGGCGGCUCUAGCCCUGGAUGUGCGCGCGAGUGUCUUUCUCGCGCUAAGAGUCCAGCUCCGCCUCUCGUCCGAGCCCCACAACCACCACCUUCCCCCGCUCCGGCCCGGCUCUCGGAUUGGCCAAGGCGCGCAUCAGUCAGCGCCCGGACCCAUCUCGCGCUCCCCAUUCAUGCAGUUUGGUUGAGUCUAUUAAGGUUCAACUAUGCCCAAAAGAAAGGCUGCAGCUGAAGGUGAGGUAAAGGAGGAGCCAAAGAGACGAUCGGCUAGGUUAUCCGCUAAACCUGCUCCACCUAAACCAGAGCCAAAGCCGAAAAAGGCAGCACCCAAGAAAGAAAAAGGAGCAAAUGAUAAAAAGGAGGACAAAAAGGUAGCAAAAGGGAAGAAGGGAGCCAAAGGAAAAGAUGAAACUAAGCAAGAAGAUGCUAAAGAAGAAAACCACUCUGAGAACGGAGAUACCAAAACUAACGAGGCACCAGCUGCUGAAGUAUCUGACGAUAAGGAAGCCAAGUCCGAGUAACAACCUUUGCCCUGUUCAUUUCCAUCAUCCGGUAUCCAUACCUCCAUACUGUAUUGUUAAGAGAGGAAUAUUUUUAUCAACUAUUUUAUAAAUGCAGGUUUUUUUAGCAUGAAUUUAAUCAUGGAACAUCUUCAUCUCUGUUACUUGGGACUUAAACAACAACAAAAAAACGACAAAAAAUCUUUUGUUUUUAAAAUUUUGUGAUUGUCAUAGUUUGUAUGGUACCUGGAAAGAAUCAGUGGUGGUAGCUAUUGACUUCUGUCAGUAUAUAAUCCCUUUGUGUGUAAGUCAGGCAGACUUCAGAUUUUAAUUUCACCCUUGUUAUGUGUCGUACGGUUUCUUAACGUGGGGAGGUCUCCAAAAAAAAAAAAAA
Molecule: messenger RNA, 920 nt
Organism: Gekko japonicus
Lineage: Eukaryota; Metazoa; Chordata; Lepidosauria; Squamata; Gekkonidae
Product: non-histone chromosomal protein HMG-14A
Exons: 7
Coding region: 233-547 (104 amino acids)
Biological process (GO): chromatin organization
Cellular component (GO): nucleus; chromatin
Molecular function (GO): nucleosomal DNA binding
Source: RefSeq, a predicted model, not a curated record